GCCUGUCCCUGCCAGAGCAUCAUAAUCGCAGAAUGUUCCGGGACCCCCCUGACGAGCGGAGCUGCGUGGCGAUGACUGUCCGCGGCCACAGCUGCAUCUCCUGGUGACACUUAACACGUCCUCCAUCCAGUAGUUGUGAUCUUCUUUUCUUUCUUUUUUUUUUUCCAAAACAGCACCGCGUGAGGCUGGAAGCCUUUGGCACCAAAAGACGCACUCACAGUCAAUAGCUGCCUCCACGGCGCGCCUCCUUUCCCCCGACGCGCUCCUCGGUGGAGGAUUGGAAACUUGAGCGACCUUUGUGCAAAGAGCAAAGAGCAAAGGGCGAAGGGACGCGUGUCGUCGGCGCGGUGAAUGUAGCGGCGGGUUUGGGUUGUCCGUCUGCGGCGCGCACGGCGGGGCUGCUGGAACAAAACGCACCAAGUCUCUCGUUCCCGUUUUGCCCGUCGGCGGUGUCCCGAGCACCAGAAUCAUGUUUCUCAUCGGGAGUGUGCUCGCUCUCUUCUGCGCAGGUGUGUUGCCAUCUUCAGCACCAGUGUACCCCUUCCCUCCCUCCCACACCGACUGUGUUGAAGCUCAUCGUGUAUGCUCCGCCGACCCCCGGUGCGAGGCGCUGUACCGGGGCCUGGAGCUGUGUGCGGCCGACGCAGCGGUGUCCCCGCUGGGGGAGCAGGUGGCCGCCGAGUGCCUGGAGGGACAGGACGCUCUGCUGGCAAACCACCCCGCUCUGCUGGCCUGCAAGUGCCAGCGCGGCUAUCGCAGGGAGGAGCAGUGCCUGCGCAUAUACUGGAGGGUUCGCCUGCUACCAGGGGAAGAUGAGCUGGAAAUAUCUCCAUAUGACGACACGCUAAUGGAUACUCACAUGGCCUCCUUAGUGGCUGCUUCCUCUGUCAUGCAACUGGAUGGUGAAAACCAGUGCCUGAAGGCGGCACAGGACUGUGGCCUGUACGAGAAGUGCGGCUCUCUCCGCUCAGAGUACGCCCUGGCCUGCACCAAGCGGGUCCCCGGAAUCAACCGAUGCAACCAGCACAAGUGCCACCGGGGCCUGCGGCGCUUCCUGGAGCGGGUGCCUGAGGAGUACAGCCUGGGCCUCCUCUUCUGCCCCUGCACCAACACCCUGUGUGGUGAGAGGAGGAGGAAAACCAUCGUACCGUCCUGCUCCUACCAGGAGAUGGAGGGUCUACAACCUAACUGCCUCCACCAGCAGAGCUUCUGCCGCCGAGAUGACCUUUGCAGGUCCAGACUGGCAGAUUUCCUUAAUAACUGCCAGCCAUCUCCUUUGACGCCCAGCGGCUGUCUGAAAGACUCAGCAGGCCUGUGCCUCCGAGCCUACGCUGGACUCAUCGGUACCAUCAUGACACCCAACUACGUCAGCAACAGCUCUGCAGACGUGUCGCUGUGGUGUAACUGUGAAGGCAGUGGUAACCAGUGGCAAGACUGUCUGAGACUGGAGCGCAUGUUUACCCACAACGCCUGCCUGCGUAACUCCAUCAGCUGGAUGGGAAGCCCUGACUCCCUGCCUGCAGACAUCACCCCCCCUCCGGCUCCGAGACCUUCCCCGCUGGUUCGGGAAGACGAGCUGCUGAGAAACAACCACCUGCCUGAGCACAACAACAUCGAAGUGGAGAAUGAGAAAGAGGAGGAACAGACACAGACAAAGGAGGUGAUCGAUAAAGGGGGCCAGUUUGAUGACAUCAAUGUCCCACAGUACUCAGAGAGGGCCACCGUCUCCAACCUGGGCUCCAGCGGGACAGGUGGGGCUUCUUCCCUCACCGCCGGCUCCCCUCGAGCCAUCCUGCUGCUCUUUCUUCUAUCAGCCUCCUUCAGCUGCGGGUAGAACAGAGGAUACAGAGGAGACACACACAGAUACAUACACGCACACACACACGCUCACAUGUGAUGGACCUGCCAACAAUCCUGGACUGAUUGCUGUAAAGUUAUAGGAAACAGUGGAGAAAUGGACUUGACAUUGUGUCAGUUGCACUGUCUUGAUUCCUCACUUUGUCCUAGCUUUGUUCCUUUCUUCCUUUAAAAAAUGGCCUUUUGUUCGACGUUGUCUGACUGCAGCUGCUGUGGUGUAUUAACAUCCUGAGGUUAGAGAGCCAUCAGCAUUAGGCAGAAUGUAUCUCCUCUCAAUGGUCCAGGAAAAUAUAUAUUAUUAGAGUGGCUUGUUGUUGGUUGUUAGCACACCAAUAUUAGGCAAAUAUGUUGAUAUAUAUAUUUUAUAUUGUAAAAAUAACUACAUGUAGCUGUGUGGCAACCUUUCGGCAAGAAGCUACAAAUGUACCAUGAUGAAAGUGGCAAGCUAGCUAGGCUAAAUUUUGAUUAAUCAGGUGUGCCUUAAGCGGAGGACCUAAUCAUUGUAGAAAAAGGUCCAAACUCUCCUGAAUCAUUGCGCGUUUCCCUACUAAUUCCAUUCCGCACAGCAUACAAUGCACUUAUCACAUUACUGUAGCAUAUGUUACUAUGCCAAUGAGUUGCAGUGCUGACAAACAUAGCACGUUAGACUGCAAAUGUUAGCAAUUUAGCACAUAAAUACAUCUACAAUAUGAACUCGACGUUUACAUCAUCGUAAACCUUUUUUGUAGUAGUUUAUUGUAACUGACAGUCCCCUAGUUGUACCUGUAUCAACUACUAGAUUCAUAAUGAGUUCUUUGCUGGUGAUGCAGAAACAGUCGAAAGUCUUUAUGUUGUCUUCCUGAAAUUGUCUAACAUGGAAAAAGGUCUCUAAAGGAUAGUACAUUAUAUGAUUAUAUCCUCGUGCUAAACAACUUACUAUAAAAUGUAUAGACAAAAAUCAACUUUAGGAUAGGCUCUAGCUAGCUAAAAAUCUUCGCCCGCUACGCGGAAGUUGCUGCGUUAACACUCUGAACUCCUUCAGUUGGCCUAGGGUCCAUUUUAAUUUUCUGGUCAUUUUAAUAAUAAAUUACAGGGAAAAAAGCAAAAAGAUGGUACAUUUUGGAGUCAAAUCAGACCAUGAGCCAGAAAGCAGGACAGACAAAGUAUGCGAGUGGCAGCCUAAAGCAGCUGCCAGGAUAUAAACACCUCACACAUAAAGGAACGCCCAUCGGCUGCAGUCGGAUCCUGUUGUUAUUUAUUAUUUCUAACCUCAUUGAUGGAUGAUUGUUUUUCACACUUGUUGCCACAUACUUUUCCACAGGUCAUCCUAACGAUGAUGAAGGGUGGAAAAGGGGCUAAGAUAUAUGACGCGUCAGUCUAACUUCAUCACGCUGAUGGAUAGAGGGCUACUCGUCCACAGAGAACAUGAGUGUGUGAUGUGUGUGUUUGUGCGUGCAAGGAUCCGGCAGAGAGAUUGCAAAGAAAAUUGGAUGAAGCUUUUUGUCAUAAUUUGAGUCUUACACUUUCCAACUAAGUCAGCAAAGCCACGCAUAUGAACACACAUGCAGCCCAUGUAGUGAGCUCUUUCUUGCUUUAUUGCUCCAUCCCCAUUCCUAUCUCCCCUCCUUGGUGACUCAGGGCCGGGACCCAGGCUGCCACAGGCAGCAAUAUGAAUAAAACCGUCAUAAUGAAAACAAUACACCAGAAACAAUAUGAGCUCUAAAACGGCAGAACAAAUCAAAUAUCUCUCCAGCAGGCAAGAAAACACGCCCUAUACUUGUGAUACCGACACAGCGUCAGAAUGAACAGAGUUAGAAAGAGUGGAGGAGAGAGAGAUUCAUAAAAAAGAAAUUUGGAGAUAAAAAAAUAAGGCCACGUCCCUGUGUGGUCUUUUAGUUUGAUGUUUUACUUGCUUUUAGUUGGGAGGCUGGUAAUCAGUCCCUGACAACAUCUCUUUAUCAUCUGUCAGGCUCCUGGAGGGAGGAGUGUGUGUGUGUGUGUGUGUGUGUGUGUGUGUGUGUAUUAGGCAAUGAUAGAAAUAGCGCAUAUAGCUGGAACAUAAAAAACCCUGGAGCACAAACAUAGCAGAGAGAAACACCAGCUCUUGAUUUUCUAUGUCUUAUAAAUCUUUUGCUGACACAAUAUUUUUAUCUUCUUUUCUACUACUUGGAUUGUGUGAAAUCAAAUUCUAUCUGCAGGGGUUCCAGCGAAGGUGGAGAUGAAGGAACAAGAUUAGAGGAAAGGGGAUUGGAAAGAAAGGAAGAGAAAAAAGAGUGAGGAGACAAGAAUAGAGGAGAACAAUGGAAGAAAAGGCAAGGAGAUGAUAGGAGACAAAGGGAGG
Gasterosteus aculeatus aculeatus (three-spined stickleback) is the source of this 4177-nucleotide messenger RNA. Its product is annotated as GDNF family receptor alpha-4. Gene Ontology annotation, molecular function: signaling receptor activity. The record is from RefSeq and is a predicted model, not a curated record. Gene Ontology annotation, cellular component: external side of plasma membrane; signaling receptor complex. Gene Ontology annotation, biological process: nervous system development. NCBI's taxonomy places the organism in Eukaryota, Metazoa, Chordata, Actinopteri, Perciformes, Gasterosteidae.